Molecule: messenger RNA, 2212 nt
Organism: Rhopalosiphum maidis (corn leaf aphid)
Lineage: Eukaryota; Metazoa; Arthropoda; Insecta; Hemiptera; Aphididae
Gene: mbo
Product: nuclear pore complex protein Nup88
Exons: 10
Coding region: 116-2212 (698 amino acids)
Biological process (GO): protein import into nucleus; ribosomal small subunit export from nucleus; ribosomal large subunit export from nucleus
Cellular component (GO): nuclear pore
Molecular function (GO): structural constituent of nuclear pore
Source: RefSeq, a predicted model, not a curated record
UUUAUUAAGAGAUAAAAUUUAUAAAAUCGCGUUUAUCCGUUUGUUCUUUUCAAAUCUAGUUUAUCGUAAUAUUUGUUUUUCUACUAUACGUCACUUCAUCAUUUGCGUGGUCAAAAUGCCUUCCAUUACAGAUAUGCUAAACUUAAACAAACUGGACAUGUUCCAGACCAUGAGAAAGGUAUUAGAAACCGAUGGCGCGAACAUCGUUCGAAAUCUAAUAGCAUACAAAGACCAAAUAUUGUAUAUUUGGAAUCCCGAUGAAUGCUGUUUGUACUCGCUACUAUUGAAUACAGUUCAUGAGGAAAUUCCUUUAUAUCAAAAACUCUUUCCUGUAUCUCCACCCAUAUUCGACGUUGAUGAAAUAUUGAUCAAUGAACCAGGCACGUUGUGUGCACUUGUGGGCUCCAAAGGUGUAUCGGUGAUGAGGUUUCCGAAACGAAUGGGGUCCAAAUCUCUAUACGACACUGGUGGAAGUCAAGGAGAAGGCGUAACAUGCAGCACGGCAAUUUUACAAGAUAAAUUCUUCAUAAACAAACACUUGACGGAUGUGAAACGAGUCCGUUGGUAUCCAGGCAGCCCCGAGGACAACCACCUCGUGGUACUCACCAAUAACAAGAACUGUUUGCGACUAUUCAAGGUAGACAAAGGUACCGGUAAGCUCGUGUCCAUUUGGCGACUGGGCCCACAGACUUCUCGGAUAUUGGCUUCGCUGGGUGACACUGCUGUAGACUUUGAUUUCGCGCCACCUGUACUCCUCGGCGACCGAAUCCAAUCGGAACCGUCUAUCAUGUGGCCUAUACUUGUGUUACAAGGAAACGGGGAAGUGUUGUGUCUGAACACGACCGUCGAUGACUCGAUGAACAUAAAGUCAGCAAAAAUAACCGGUCCAUUGACCAUGUACCCACCAGCCGACGACAACUAUAGCGAGGACGCCUGUUCCAUUCUUGUCAUGGACACUGUACCACCAUCGGUCGUCAUAGCAUCCAACUUCGGUGAACUGUACAAUUGCCUCCUGUUGCCAGACACCCAAACCAAAAACAAUGAUGAAUAUGAGCCUAGUGAAUACCAACACGAAUACAGUUUACACAUAAUCGAAACCAUCGAAUUAGAGUUGGGCUUGAACAUUGAGGACAAUGGUGAGUACGACAGCUUCAACACAAUACAUUUGAAAAGAGAUGCGGCCGUCACGUCCAGAUAUUGGUGUUUACACAACACUGGUGUACACUCAGUCACAGUACCGCUUACGGAAUUGUUGGACGAGUUUUCUAAAACCACCACUACAGACGACUUCCGUGGAUCACCUGACAUACAAGGACAAAGUUUUGUAGAAUAUUACAUUUGCACGGGUCUUAUGAACGGCGAAACGAAACCUAUCAAAGGGUUUGCCGUCCUAAGCUUUCCUACAGACUUACUAGUCACUUUAUUAAGCAAUGGUGAAGUCGUUACUCAAGCUGUCCCAGAUUUCCAUUACAAUAAACUGUCUAUUGCUAAUACCUAUAUGAACGAAGAUAACGCCAAUUCUGAAGAUCAAGUCGAUAAUUCUGAAAACGUUGACAAAGAUGACUUUAGUUCAUUUAUCGCUGCAUUACUACAAAAAGAAAAUGGUACAAAAAAUACAAUUCUAAAAUUAGGACCAGAUGUUCCCAACGAGAUUGUAAUACAGAUGGUCUUACAAACUAUGAACAUGCGAAGAGUCACAUUAAAUAAUCACAAAAUAGUUUCUGAAGAAAUUGAAAGAAGAGUGCGCAUGCUAGCUAAAGCAAAGGAAAGGCAAUUACAAGAGAUGCAACGAUUGGAAGAAGCUCGACAAAAAUUACAAGAUGAUGUAGAAAAUAAAGCUGAAAAAUUAGAUGAAAUUAAUAACAAACAAGAAGAAUUGACCCAAAGAGCUUCUUCAAUCCUUUUGAAACUCGUCUCAGCAUCGCCUGAUAGUAUAUCAAUAAAAAAGAAGAGAGAACUGUUGGAAUCAUAUAAAACUAAGAUGGAAUUGAUGAAUAAACGCAUCGAAGAAGCUAGAGAAAAAUGGAACAUUGUGCAAACCGAGUCAACAGCAUCUGUAUAUAAACAAUUAUAUGGAACCCGUUCAUUAAAAUUAACUCUUGAACAAGAACUAGUUAUUAAAGGAAAUUUAUCCGAAAUGGGAUCUACAAUUUUGGAUUUAGAAAAAAAAGUGAGAGACUUAAGAACUGUAAUUAAUACUAUUGCCAGUUAA